AUGGGGAAACCUUUCCUCCACCAGCUGCUCGCCGUCGUCCUUGCACUCUUCGUCUCGCCGGCGAGAUCGGGCGACUGGCUUCCGGCCACUGCCACAUUCUAUGGCGGCGCCAACGGCUCCGACACAAUGGGUGGCGCGUGCGGGUACAGCGACCUGUACGAGCAGGGCUACGGCGUGAAUAACGCGGCACUGAGCACGGCGCUCUUCAACGACGGCGCGUCGUGCGGACAGUGCUACGCCAUCAUCUGCGACAGCAGUAAGACCGGGUGGUGCAAGCCCGGCAACAACUGGGUCGUCGUCUCCGCCACCAACUUCUGCCCGCCCAACUGGGACCUACCCGCCGUCGGGGACCUCCCCGCCGGCGGCUGGUGCGGCCCGCCCCGCCCCCACUUCGACAUGUCCCAGCCCGCCUGGGAGAACAUUGGCAUCUACAGCGCCGGCAUCAUCCCCGUCCUCUACCAGCGGGUGAAGUGCUGGAAGAGCGGCGGCGUGCGCUUCACCAUCGCCGGCUUCAACGGCUUCUACAUGGUGCUCAUCACCAACGUCGCCGGCAGCGGCUCCAUCCAGAGCAUGGCGGUGAAGGGCACCAACACGGACUGGAUCCCCAUGUACAGGAACUGGGGCGCCAACUGGCACUGCCUCUCCGGCGGGCUCGUCGGCCAGGGCCUCAGCUUCGCGCUCGUCUCCACCGGCGGCCAGAACCUCGUCUUCCAGGAUGUCGUGCCGGCUUGGUGGCAGUUCGGACAAACUUACACCACCUACCAGAAUUUCGACUACUAA
Messenger RNA from Miscanthus lutarioriparius, 780 nucleotides. The record is from the annotation of a GenBank genome assembly. Lineage: Eukaryota; Viridiplantae; Streptophyta; Magnoliopsida; Poales; Poaceae.